AAAUUGGUAGCACUGAGAGUCUAAACAGUUUACAUGAACUGGUAACAGGAUAUUUUUCUCCACGCACCAAUAUUCAAAUGUAUUUGACCAUCAAGCUCUUUCCUCGUCGCCGGGAUCGCACAUUUGCAUUGCUCGCAUUGUUUUACAGACGUGACCAACCAAAUCCAACUGUACCUUGUAUCGCAAAGUCUUUGGGGACUACAAAUCUUCAUGUUUCCACAACAAGGUUUCUUUUGAAUAUUCCGAAUUUUCCAGCUAACUAUCUUACUGGCGUUGGAUGUGGACAAGUCGCUUGCGAUGGUCUUAAUUUGCCGGACUAUCAACUCGCUAUUCCUACUGACUUACUUUUUGACGAUGUUCCUACUGGCGUACCAGAUGGAACACCUGAUGAUUUUUCCUUAGAUUUAUGGGACAUACAACGUGCAUAUGAUCGUGCAUCACCAAGAUGA
This is a messenger RNA of Acaulospora morrowiae, 449 nucleotides long. The record is from the annotation of a GenBank genome assembly. NCBI's taxonomy places the organism in Eukaryota, Fungi, Glomeromycota, Glomeromycetes, Diversisporales, Acaulosporaceae.